CAAAACGUCCAUCUGUCUUUAAAAGAUAAGGGGCUCCCAGAACAAUUCUAUUUGAUUUUGACUUUUUCAUUGCAUGCCUUUUCAAUUUGCUAUUCGAAGAUACAUUUUUCUUAUAAAAAAGAUUUGAUUUCUGUUAUACAUAAAAUUGUUGUUUGUCUUCAAGAUUAUUGCAGUUUGGUUCAGUUUUGCAGCGACUAUAUCUGAUAAUAUAUAAAAUUCGGUAUUAUGAAUAGGGUGAUUCUUAAUGUAUUUAAGUUCCUUGUAUCUGUAAGCUGUAUUAUGAGCAAUCAUGGUUCUGCAGUACUCCAAGAUGAUGAGUGCAGUGUGACCAGGUGCCCUGGCGGAGACGAAAUCAGAUUCCCUUUCCAUCUGAUUUAUCCGGAUAAAGAGAGGCAGCUGCAGUCAGAUCACUGUGUCUUUCCUGUUGGCUUUGAACUUUCUUGCGGGUAUUAUUAUCCAGUAGUGAAGUUUGAAUACCAAGUCAGUACCCCUCUUCCGGGACUCCAUCUUUCAUUCUCAGUUGCAGCCUAUAUCGAUUCCAUCGACUACAAGUCGCGCCAGCUCCACUUCAUAUCGAAAUCCACCAAUGUCUCGCAACACUAUGGCUACUACUUUGUCAAUUCUCCCUUCAAGCCAUUUACAUCAAGUAAAGUUAAAGCUCAAUUUACAUAUACUGAUCUUCGAACUGACUUUACCUUCUACAAAUGUUCAUCAACAAAAAGUGAGAUGGACAUAGAUGGUGUCGAAGUCCCUUCUUUGAGUGGCCAUGGUUUUAAAGUGUAUGCCAUCUAUUCUCACUUCCGAAUGACAGAAAUUGUCCUAACAUCUUGCACCAAAUUGUUUAAUAUUUCACAUGUCCCAUUUAAUGGUGGAGGACUGUCUUGGUCUGAACCUGAUUGUGGGGAUUGUGAAUCCAAAAAUCAGUACUGCAAAUUCAAACCAAACAGCACCACCGCCACAGAGUGCUUCCCAAUACCUAAAGGUCCAUUGUCUCAUAAACUUCUGGUAACAGGUAAAGUUGCCGGGAUCUUUGUCCUGUCAUUGUUACUUGCAGCCAUUUGUUAUGCUAUAUACUCAUACAAGCAAAAGAUAAUAUUCCAACAGAAGAUUGAAAUAUUUUUGGAGGACUACAAGUCUUUGAAGCCCACAAGAUACUCUUAUGCCGAUAUAAAAAAGAUAACCAAUCAUUUCAAAGUCAGAUUAGGGGAAGGAGGCUAUGGUUCCGUGUUCAAGGGACAUCUCUCGAAUGAUGUUGCAGUUGCGGUUAAGGUCCUAAACGAUAACGUUGAUGCCAAAGGAAGUGGACAAGAUUUCAUAAAUGAAGUUAGUACAAUCGGCUUAAUCCACCACGUCAAUGUGGUUCGCUUGGUUGGAUAUUGCGCUGAUGGCUGUAGACGAGCUCUUGUUUAUGAGUUUCAGCCGAAUAAUUCCCUCGAAAAAUAUGUCUACUCAAGAGAAAAUCAAAGGAACGGAUUUCUUGGUUGGGAAAAAAUGCAAAAAAUAUCUCUAGGCAUCGCCAAAGGGAUAGAGUAUCUUCACCAGGGAUGCGCCCAACGAAUCCUCCACUUUGAUAUUAAACCUCAAAACAUCUUGUUGGACAAGAAAUUCAACCCGAAAGUCUCUGAUUUCGGUCUAGCAAAGUUGUGUAACAAAGACCAAAGCAGAAUAUCCAUGACCAUGGCCCGGGGGACCGUAGGCUACAUUGCACCAGAAGUAUUCUCUAGGAAUUUUGGAGAAGUGUCAUCCAAGUCAGAUGUUUAUAGCUUCGGAAUGUUGUUACUUGAAAUAGUUGGAGCCAGGAAUCAUACUUCAACAGGCACAGAAAACGAGAGCGAAGUAUAUUUCCCUGAGUGGAUCUUCCAUCAGCUGGAGCAACGAGAGACUAUUACAAGCCCGAUUGAAGAAGACUUGGAUAGCAAGAUACGAAGAAAGCUAACAAUUGUGGGACUCUGGUGCGUAAAUUGGCAUCCAGCGGACCGGCCUUCGAUGAAACAUGUUAUUCAAAUGCUACAAGGUGAAGACUGCCCUGUGAUGCCUCCGAAUCCUUUUAGCUCAACAGGUUCGAGAAACGAAUUAGCAGGUGGACCUGGUAGAUUGUUUACCAGCGAGCUUGAAGUUAUUUCAGAAUUAGAGUGAUUAUUAUCUGAAGUAAGAGCAUCUCCAACGCAGGUCAUCUGUUAGCUUUAAAAUCUACGUGUCAGCCCAUAAACCUAAUAUGUAAAAAAAACAUCACUCCAACGCAGAGACCUUUUAGCAAUAUUUUUAGAUAUUUUAGCUAACAGUUUCAUGUUUAGCCUUGGAGAUGCUCUAAGGUCCUAGUCUCAGUGUUCUGUAAUCAUUGUCUCUAAAUAAUUUUUAUGUU
Molecule: messenger RNA, 2362 nt
Organism: Daucus carota subsp. sativus
Lineage: Eukaryota; Viridiplantae; Streptophyta; Magnoliopsida; Apiales; Apiaceae
Product: rust resistance kinase Lr10
Exons: 3
Coding region: 226-2136 (636 amino acids)
Biological process (GO): protein phosphorylation
Molecular function (GO): ATP binding; protein kinase activity
Source: RefSeq, a predicted model, not a curated record